Messenger RNA from Fonsecaea monophora, 1191 nucleotides. RefSeq lists its product as hypothetical. The record is from RefSeq and is a predicted model, not a curated record. The transcript is spliced from 6 exons. Gene Ontology annotation, molecular function: hydrolase activity, acting on carbon-nitrogen (but not peptide) bonds, in linear amides. Lineage: Eukaryota; Fungi; Ascomycota; Eurotiomycetes; Chaetothyriales; Herpotrichiellaceae. Bases 1 to 1191 code for a protein of 396 amino acids.
AUGCCUGGCCCAAUCCGGACUGCAUUGAAGGUUGAUCUUGACAAGCCUGCGAAAGACCAACCGUAUCUCCAUAACAGAUGGCAUCCUGAUGUACCAUUUUGUGGAACCAUCAAGAACGGCGAGACCGUUAAGAUCGAGUGUUUGGACUGGACCGGCGGACAGAUCAAGAACACAGAUGAUGCUGAUGAUGUCGUGAACGUCGACCUGACUCAGGUCCACUACCUUUCCGGACCCUUUGAGAUCGAGACCGCCGAGCCUGGAGACGUUCUCCUUGUGGAAAUUCAAGACGUGCAGCCCUUCCAGGAUCACCCAUGGGGUUUCACCGGGGUGUUCCACAAGGACAAUGGUGGCGGCUUUUUGGAUGAGAUCUAUCCAGAAGCUGCCAAGGCCAUCUGGGACUUUGAAGGCAUCUUCUGUUCCUCACGGCAUAUUCCCGGCGUCCGCUUUGCGGGACUUAUCCAUCCAGGCAUCCUGGGCUGCGCACCAUCCCAUGAGAUCCUCGCCGAGUGGAAUAAGCGUGAAGCCGAGCUCAUCUCGACAACGUCCCUCAAGCGCGUCGUGGCACAACCUCCUGAACCAAGGAGCGUGCAUGCGGGAACGGCCGACGAAGAGACGAAAGCUCGAGUUGGCAAAGAGGGCGCCAGGACGAUCCCCGGGCGUCCUGAACAUGGCGGGAAUUGUGAUAUCAAGAAUCUUUCGCGGGGAAGUAAAGUGUAUUUACCCGUGCAUGUCAAGGGAGCCAAAUUCUCCGUGGGAGACUUGCACUUCUCCCAGGGCGACGGUGAAAUUUCGUUUUGCGGCGCCAUUGAGAUUGCCGGCAUCAUCACCAUCAAGUUCGAUGUGAUCAAAGACGGCCAGCGCAAACUCGGCAUGGUCGGCGGGAAAUCCCCCAUCUACAUUCCUGGCCCUGUCCAGCCACAGUUUGGGCCCGGCCGAAUGAUCUACUUUGAGGGUUUCAGUGUCGACGAACACGGCAAACAGCACUACAUGGAUGCGACGGUGGCGUAUCGCCAGUCCUGUCUGCGGGUUAUCGAGUACCUCCGGCGAUAUGGGCCACGUGCAGGGAUUGUGGACAUUCCCAACGCGUGCACGACGAUCGGGCUGCCCAUGGAUGUCUUCAACUUCGAUAUCUCGCCCGGUGCGGAACCCGUCAAGAUGGACCUGGGCAAGUGCGCCAUGGCCACCAAGUGA